Chanos chanos (milkfish) is the source of this 1764-nucleotide messenger RNA. RefSeq names its product ETAA1 activator of ATR kinase b (gene etaa1b). The transcript has 4 exons. Gene Ontology annotation, cellular component: nuclear replication fork. NCBI's taxonomy places the organism in Eukaryota, Metazoa, Chordata, Actinopteri, Gonorynchiformes, Chanidae. Gene Ontology annotation, molecular function: protein serine/threonine kinase activator activity. The record is from RefSeq and is a predicted model, not a curated record. Gene Ontology annotation, biological process: replication fork processing; regulation of DNA damage checkpoint; DNA damage response. The coding region runs from base 2 to 1666 and encodes 554 amino acids.
UAUGCCACAGAAUGAGAGGCCAGUUCAGAAGGAAUCUCCUCUCCUCCAGUGGAUUGGAGACACAGCUGUGUCCUUAACUCCAGAGGCCCAUCAGCCCAGAGUGAGGAGAACAUCCACACGGCAAAACAAUGUUGAGGAUCUCAUGAAACUUGCCAAGCAGUUUGACAUCAACAUGAUCCAACAAGGAAAAGAGAAAGGACUUGAGAUGUGCCAGGGGAGCUCAGAGAACCACGCAGACGGUGAGCACAGGCCUGCAGACUGGCCAGAGAACACAUCUUCGGACCAGCAUCUGGAGACGGAGCUGAACUCUCUGUUCAGUGGUCCAACCCAGCCACUCAGUGGGAGACUGAGUCCUCCAUCUACCACAUCCUCCCAGGGUAGCAAGCCCGAGCCCGUGGCUCUGAGUGGAAAAAGAUCAGAUUUGGGUCUGAACAGGAACAUCCCUGCCUCUGUUCUGAACGGAGCAGAAGCUAAAGAGCCAGUGAAAAGUAUGACUUCUAAAACAGACUUCGAUGAGGACUGGGAAAAUGACGAUCUGCUCAAUGACUCCUUUGUUUUGGAGAUGACCCAAAACCCGAUGCCUUUGAUUGUUACCCCAGCACUGGACACUGCACAAAUGGUUCCUCAGUCUAAGAAAUGUGACUCUGUAGCCAAGCGCAGUCCGCUUGCAUCCGCCCGUAAGGCAGCAAGUACCCAAUCACUACACAGUAGCGAAAGUAACUACAACAACAUCUCCACAAACCAAAAGACCAAGAACCAAAGCACUCUCUUAGCACAACCAAACCUUCCUUUACAGAGUAAAACAGUUUCCACCCAAGUUCUUUCAAGGAGAGGCCUUAACACAGAGAGAGCCAAGUCUGAGGAAAGCUCACACAUGCAUAAAACACAGCGUGGGGUUUUUGUGACUGAAGUCUCCAGUGAGGAGGAGAAGAAGACUAAACAGAGCAGUGGGUCAGAGGAGGCCAGACCUGCUCCAGAUGGCCCCACAGAUUUCCCAAAGGACGGCCUGUUUGAUUCAGACGCUCUGUGGGACGAUGGGGAAGAUGAUCUUUUCUAUAAAGUAUGUGAUGAUGUGGAGAGAAUCUCAGCCAGUCAAGAACAGCAGAAGGACAGCAAUGAGUCCCACGAACAAACACACAGUGGAGCACAGCAUCGUCCAUCCAAAACAUCACCCACAGACAGAAUUAAGAUUCAGGUAAACACUUCUAAUGUAUGUAGCAAGCCAGCACAGCAAGCAGGAGGUGCCAGGCAGCCUUUAUCUGUGCUCUCUCGCUCCAUUUCCAUGCCUGAGAGCAGCAGUGGUCCUGAAAACAAUCAGGACCGCAGUUCUGUUUCGGCCAGUCACACUGCUGUGAUUAAUGAUGGCAGACAACACCGACCUGAACAGCUGAAAAAUGCUGCCGGACCAGGGGCUGCCACACCUGAACCCACAGAGAGCCUACAGAUACCUGAGUCACGUCAGAAACCCAUAGGAAAGCCACACAGCUCCCACCUUUCCACAUUCAAAAGACACCUGUCUGACCCACUGGCCCUGACCAACAAAGUUUUUGUACCGGAGCAUAGGACGGGGAGAUGUUCUGCAGCUGAAAUUGAGAGGAAGAAACAGGAGGCGAUAGCGAGGAGGAGAUCACGAAUGGGAGCAACACAGAAUCCGGGAGCACCAUGACAGACGACUGUACACGUCUUGUCUUGGUUAGGAUGAGUUAGCUCUGCUUUGAGUUAGCUGUGCGAUAAACUACUCUCACACUGCUGUUAUCAGACACA